GUCACAAUUUUGCAUUUCUAUGGAUAAAAUUUACAUUAUAUUAUUUUUAAGGGAGGCGACAUCACGAAAUAAUCCAUAAGGCUCUCUUCUCCCGAUUAAUCUCAUUAUUUAUGACUUUCUACCGUUUUCCUAUUUUUGUUUAAGGCUAUCAGUAUUUUAGCGGGAAUAUUCGUCACGGGGUCACGCUUUAGGCGGGAAUUGAAUGCCGCAUCUCUCACGAAGAAGCGUCUAUUUACCAACAUCAAUCACAUACUUCAAUUAUCAUUUCUUAGAUCUAAAAACUAUCUGUUUCCCACUACCGUACAAACCCAAGCUAUUCACGCAGAAGUUUUAGCAAAAGUUAAAGAAUGUUACACACGUUUUCUUUUUAAAAUUCAAAUGAGAAUGAUCAUUAUUUCUUCACUCGGUCGUUACUUGGACAUUUUAAUCUUUUUUAAUUGAAUUCCAUUGAAAGCUGAUUUAGAAUUUAUUUUCACUUUCUUAGGAAUCAAGCCGGACACACCGAGAACAGAAGCGCAGGUUUCUGUACAGGAGUUGUUGAACAGAAUUGAAAGUCUAGAAAAUGAAAUGUCAACCAUAAAAAGUAAAAUGAAGGUGAAAGAUAAUGCAUUGAAAAGUUUUGUCACAGAACAUGAGAGUCAGGUUGAAGUUCUUCGGGAACAAGUCAACAAGACUGCCACGAGGGUUGCUACAGUGGAUGGUGUUUGGGUGAAGAUGCGCAACUCACACGAUGCCUUUGAGAAAAAACUGGAUUCUGAAUUCAAACAACUAAACGAAUCUGUAGAGAAACUGAAUAGCAAAGAUACCAAGAUAUCAUCUAGUGUAAAUGAACUUCGACAAAAUCAGAUUCUAACAGAGAGGAUGAGUGAAAGGUUAGCGAUCAAUGUUACCAAUGUUGAGUCUUCUGUUCAAGAAUUGAAGAAGACCAAUAGAAACAUCAACACCCGGGCAGCAAGUCUUGAGAGAGGAUAUACCCUGAUGAACAACUUGAUGAAAUCACUUCAAGCAAUCGAUACCGCGCAAAACGCCUCACAGCAACAACUGCAUUCUCUGCACAAACGUUUGAGAGCCUCUUUGGCGGCAGUGAACGUAUCGUUAAACAACAAGAUCAAAAGGUUAGAUGCUAUUAGCGACAAGCAGCAGGGCGUAAACCUCAGCCUGUGUGAACGGGAAACUAUCCUCGGGGUUCGUACAACAGCUACCCAGAUGAGUGGUGAAAGCAAAACCGACUACACAGUGCCACAGGGUAAGCAAGUGAUGGGUGUCACUUGUGCUACUAAUAGAGCAAGAUUUUAUUCACUGGAAUUGCCACCAAAAGGGGGCUCGGACUACAGAUGCAGAUGUAGAUAUAUAUCCCGUGCAUUCCAAGGUUCCGACAAUAUGAAAUGUGAUAUGCACGUAUGGCUAUGUCCCAUAUGAACACCGCUCUUGGAACUCAUGAUGUGGAGGGAAAAAUACAACGAUGGUCGUUCACGACCAUGAGAAUACGAAACGACAUCGAUGGCUGAAAAUUUUUAUUCCCUUUUUAUUUUCGACAAGGACUAUUUUGGUCUGCAACAUGAAGCAAAUUAUUUUAACAGUAUUCAAUCAUAAACCAAGUUGAUAACGUAAGUUUUUGUUCGUACAUUUGUCGUUAAGAUAAAAUUAUUUAAUACAAGUGUUUGACGUCCAAUAAGAGCAGAGCUGUCCAUAUCUCAGCUUGCAGUAUUAAGGCUAGGACUAAAAAACAUCAAAAAGUUCCAUGAGACUGAAAUCAA
Messenger RNA from Stylophora pistillata, 1757 nucleotides. RefSeq lists its product as uncharacterized. NCBI's taxonomy places the organism in Eukaryota, Metazoa, Cnidaria, Anthozoa, Scleractinia, Pocilloporidae. The record is from RefSeq and is a predicted model, not a curated record.